Molecule: messenger RNA, 1434 nt
Organism: Acanthoscelides obtectus
Lineage: Eukaryota; Metazoa; Arthropoda; Insecta; Coleoptera; Chrysomelidae
Source: the annotation of a GenBank genome assembly
UAGUAUCCAGGAUUGUGAAAUCUUGGGAUCACUGGUAGAUUGCUAUAUGAGCUGAUUUCCUUGUCUAUUUCUGUAUACGUUCCUUUAUCUUCAUCGUUUUUGUAGGUUUAUCAAAAAAUCUCUCGCGAGCAACAGCCUCGCGGCGAUUCGAAAAGCGGGCAGCAGCAGGGCGUAGGUUGCGGGGCGGGAGGCGGGGCGGCGUCCCCUGACGAGCCGGAGGACUUGUCCCCGAUGCCGCCCCCGACGCACGCCCAGCAACCGGCGCGCAGGCGCGGAGGCAUUUCCGCAGAACCGGUCACCGAGGAGGAUGCCACCAGCUAUGUCAAGAAGGUGGUGCCGAAAGAUUACAAGACUAUGGCGGCCUUGUCUAAGGCAAUCGCCAAGAAUGUCCUGUUCUCCCACUUGGACGAGAAUGAGCGGUCGGACAUCUUCGACGCAAUGUUUCCCGUUAACUGUCUUCCUGGAGAGGCCAUUAUCCAGCAGGGAGAUGAAGGAGAUAACUUCUAUGUAAUUGACCAAGGAGAAGUGGAGGUAUAUGUAAAUAAUGAGUUAGUAACAACGAUAGGCGAGGGCAGCAGUUUCGGUGAACUAGCGCUGAUUUACGGCACUCCGAGAGCUGCCACUGUCAAGGCCAAGACGGACGUGAAGCUGUGGGGUAUCGACAGGGACUCCUACAGACGCAUAUUGAUGGGUUCUACCAUCAGGAAAAGGAAAAUGUACGAGGAGUUCCUGUCUAGAGUGUCCAUUCUGGAGAAUCUGGAUAAAUGGGAGCGGUUAACGGUGGCGGAUGCUUUGGAGCCAGUCUCGUUCGAAGACGGUGAAACGAUCGUCCGGCAAGGAGAGCCGGGUGACGACUUCUACAUAAUCGUGGAAGGCACGGCGGUGGUGAAACAGAGCCGCGAAGGUGAAGAACAGCCGGCCGAAGUGGGCCGUUUGGGACCCAGCGACUAUUUCGGAGAAAUAGCGCUCUUACUGGACAGACCACGCGCGGCUACCGUCGUCGCCAGCGGGCCGCUCAAGUGUGUCAAGUUGGAUAGAGCCAGAUUCGAGAGGGUCCUAGGACUGUGUGCAGACAUAUUGAAGAGAAAUAUCACGCAAUAUAACAGUUUUGUGUCUCUUUCCGUCUAAUGGAAUGUUAUGAAUUAAAAUUCCUUAUCAUGAACUGAUCAGCCAAAUUACAACUGUUUUUUUGGUAGUACUUUUGUGUAUUUCGUUUUUCUGUUAAAUUUAUACUAUACAUAUUAUUAAAAAGUGCUAUCAAAGUAUACAUCUGCAUAACACUGAACAUAUUUUUAUACUUUUUGACCUAAAAAAUCUGGAAGUAAUAAAUCAUUCGAGAACAUCUCAAUUUUGGUAGCACUUUUCAAAUUGUUAGAAGACGUUAAAAUUAAUAUAUUAUAUUGUAUAAAUAACAUACUUAUCUUCCAUUAAAGC